Molecule: messenger RNA, 483 nt
Organism: Cetraspora pellucida
Lineage: Eukaryota; Fungi; Glomeromycota; Glomeromycetes; Diversisporales; Gigasporaceae
Source: the annotation of a GenBank genome assembly
AUGGGAAAUAAGGAUUCUUCAAUAUUAUCAAAAACGAGCAGUUCUUUACCUGAAGACCUUUUCUCUCAAGAAUUGACAGAAAAACUCCAAUACAUAAUGGAACAAGGAGAAGGAAUAGAAUUCCAUGACUUAAAUCAACAAUUCAUGAUACCCAAUAAUCACAUCUCAUCAAACAAUGAAAUAUACAUUUCUAAUUUUUUCCAAAUACCCCAAUAUGAAUCGUCAGGACUUCAAAAACUGCGUCCUCCAUCACCACUAGAUGUUGACUUAUCAAAAACUUCACCCGGUGACCAAAUUUUAUCACCUGCAGAAUUUGAUGCCAUAUUCGCUUCUUUUUCUGCCAUUGCUGGUGAGCCAGAUGAUUGUGAGUUCGAUCGAUUGUCAUCUACAUCAACAGACGAUACAUGUGCGCUCUUGGACGAUGAGAAAUUGUCACACGCUUUUGAUUCCAUUUCAUUUAAUGAUAUUACACUAGAUGUGUAA